AUGAUGAAGAAGCAUUCUGAUUUCACUGCAUCAUCAAGAUCAAUAGAUAAUUCAUUUUAUCAAUUAGAUCAACAAGUUGAUAAUGGUUUCAAUAAUGAUGCAGAGGAUUUAUUAGCAGAGUUUGGGUAUAAACAAGAAUUAAACAGAACAUUUGGAACAUUACAAGUGUUUGGCAUAGCAUUUUCCAUUAUGGGAUUAUUACCAAGUAUUGCCACAGUAAUGGGGAUUGGUUUAACAGGUGGGAUGUUUACAUUACUUUGGGGUUGGUUUAUAUCUGGGUUUAUGAUAUUAACAAUGGGUAUUGCAAUGAGUGAAUUGGCAUCUGCUAUUCCAACAUCUGGUGGGUUAUAUUAUUGGACACAUCAUUUUGCACCUCCAGGUUGGAAAAACAUUUUAUCAUUUGUUGUGGGGAUUUCAAAUUCAAUGGCGUUGAUAGGUGGUGUAUGUUCCAUAACUUAUGGAUUAGCAGAACAGAUAUUGGCUGCGAUUUAUUUGGCAACAGAUGGUGGGUUCAUACUAAAUGAUUUGAAAGUUUAUUGUGUUUUCGUUUUAGGUAUAAUUGCAGAGUUAUUGGUUACAAGUUUUGCCUCAUCAGCUAUAUCUAAAUUACAAACUACUUCAAUCAUUGCUAAUAUUGGACUGAUUGUAUUAUUCUUCAUUGCCUUACCAACUGGUACUGCUAAAAAUUCUCAGUUUAAUGAUUCCUCAUUUAUUAUCAAAAACUUUCAAAAUUUUAGUGAUUGGCCAUCAGGUUGGGCUUUUAUUCAAUUUGGAUUAGGAGGUUGUGCUUGGGUUGUUAGUGGAUUUGAUAGUUGUAUACACAUGGCUGAAGAAGUUAAAAAUCCAUCAAGAGCUAUUCCAUUUGGUAUAAUUGCAUCCAUAACAACAUGUUGGAUAACAGGGUUUGUUAUAUUGAUAGUAAUUGGAGCGUGUAUCAAUCCAGAUUUAAAGUUAAUUAUAGAUUCAGCUACUGGACAACCAUUAGCUCAAAUAUUUUAUGAUUCUUUAGGUAAGAAUUGGGCAGUUGUUUUCAUUUCAUUAUCAGCCGUUUGUCAAUUUUUCAUGUCAGCAAGUGCAUUAACUGCAACAUCAAGACAAGUUUGGGCAUUUUCGAGAGAUGAUGGAUUACCAUUUUCCUGGUUUAUUAAAGUUGUGCACAAAGAGUUGAAGGUCCCCCUAAGAGCUACAAUUGUAUGUGCUUUGUUUUCAUUAGUUAUUGGGUUAUUGAUAUUGGCAGGACCUGUUGCAGCUAAUGCGUUAUUUUCAAUUGGUAUUAUUGGAAAUUAUUUGAGUUGGUCUACACCUCAAGUUCUUCGUUUGAUAUCUGAGAAUGGUUCUUUCAAACCAGGUUGUUUCUAUCUAGGUGAUAGAUUAUCUCCAAUAGUUGUUACAAUAUCUAUUUUCUCACAAUAUUUGAUUAUGAUACUGUCAUUUUUCCCAUCUAGAAAACAUAUCAUGGAUGCUUCACAAAUGAACUAUGCAGCUGUUAUCAACAUUGGUAUCUGGGUCUUAUCAAUUGUGUAUUUCUAUGCUGUCAAGAGCAAGACUUUUGUUGGACCCAAGUCAAACAUUCCAGAGGAUGAGUUUAUUGAAGGUGUUGAGCCAAUAAUCGAUGCCACGUUCCAAGCCCAUGAACGUGAUUCGUUACUGAAAAAGAACAAGUUCAAGAUGAUACUAUAG
Molecule: messenger RNA, 1680 nt
Organism: Hansenula anomala
Lineage: Eukaryota; Fungi; Ascomycota; Saccharomycetes; Phaffomycetales; Wickerhamomycetaceae
Exons: 1
Coding region: 1-1680 (559 amino acids)
Biological process (GO): transmembrane transport
Cellular component (GO): membrane
Molecular function (GO): transmembrane transporter activity
Source: RefSeq, a predicted model, not a curated record